Molecule: messenger RNA, 1398 nt
Organism: Cucurbitaria berberidis CBS 394.84
Lineage: Eukaryota; Fungi; Ascomycota; Dothideomycetes; Pleosporales; Cucurbitariaceae
Exons: 5
Coding region: 139-1398 (419 amino acids)
Source: RefSeq, a predicted model, not a curated record
GCAUAAGUCAAACGAUCCUCCUCUCCUCAGUGGAGUCGUGGUCUUGAACUCUGGAUCGGCACCUCACGGAGAGAAUAUUUUCGAUUGUCUUUGUGUCUUGCCCAAGCACUCUUUCUUUGCACAAGCGCUUUGGCCAUUAUGUCGAACGUCAAUGGCACCAUCACUAUGAUCCCGCCUCCCAAAGGCUAUGUGGUCAACUUUGCGAAUCCGGCGCGGCGACUUACCACAGAGACAUAUACUAUAUUCAUAGUCGAGAACAUUCUGGCGAUUGUCUUCCUCGCGCAGCGGCUUUACACAAAAGUUCGUCUUAUGAAACAAUUUCAAAUCGACGAUGUCACUGUUCUUCUUGCUUGGGUACUCUCAGUCACUACCCAAGCCCUCCUGGUAGCCGGUUUCAUCCAAGGUUGCAUUGGCGCGCACGCCUUCGAAAUUCCCAUCGAACUCUAUGGCUAUUAUUCACGUCUCAUUUUGGCCGCACCACUUGUCUACGCGCCUUGCUGCGCUCUGACUAAGAUCACUCUUUGUCUCUUCUAUCGGCGCCUAUCCCCGAAUCCUACAUAUCAAGCGGCAGUAUGGGCUACCAUUUUCCUCUGCGCUGGAGCGUACACGGGCAUUUUCUUCAGCCUUAUCUUUGCAUGCAAGCCGAUUGCUGCUAGUUGGAACCCAUUGCUACUUCCCAUUGCGAAAUGCUCCAACCGAGGAGCCAUCUACAUCGCUACGGCAGUGAUUGGCGUUGUCACUGAUGUGAUGCUAAUGGGAAUUCCCGUUCCAACAAUCUGGGGUCUACAGAUGCCAACCAAGCAAAAAGUUGGAUUGACUGCUAUCUUUGCCAUCGGAUCAAUUACCAUGGUCACGUCCAUCAUUCGUCUUGUUGUGCUAAUUCCAUCUCUUACCAAUAUGGACCAAACUUGGGUCAUUGCGGAAGGUAGUCUGUGGAUUAUUGUUGAAGCCAACUUGUUCAUCGUGUGCUGUUGCUUGCCUACCCUACGACGCUUUUUCCGACACGUGGCACCGCAUAUCAUUGGCGAGAGCUCAGGCGGUGAUUCCGAGCAAAAAGACACAUCUGGUCGCAACCGCGGACUACGUACGUGGGGAAGCUUAGGACCGAAGCGUCCGAAGUUCGACACAUUGAUGAAUACUGUGGACGGCAUGGAAGGCGAAGAUUACAUUCCUCUUUCAGGCACGGGAGACAAGACGGGCGUGAAUGUCCGAGAGUCCAAGAUACGACCAGGAAACAAGGAAAUAAGAGGGGACAAUGAUAGCGAGGAAGCUAUUCUAUACGAGCGGACCGUUCAAGUCACUUAUGGCGGUGGAUCGGCGGGCGACCCAGCAGUGGGCAAGCCAGUGAACCCUCAAACACAAAGAAUUUGGGCAGAAGGUCAAAAUAAUCGCGCUUGA